This is a messenger RNA of Humulus lupulus (European hop), 1561 nucleotides long. RefSeq lists its product as uncharacterized. The coding region runs from base 152 to 1285 and encodes 377 amino acids. The record is from RefSeq and is a predicted model, not a curated record. The transcript has a single exon. Lineage: Eukaryota; Viridiplantae; Streptophyta; Magnoliopsida; Rosales; Cannabaceae.
UUCCCUCCUUCCAAACACAACCCAAGCAAAUUCUUUCCAUACUCUUCUCCUUAUUAAAACCAAUUAAUUCACCUCUCUCAUCAACAACAACUAAACACUUCAAAUCUUUUAUCUUCAUAAUAUUGUUCACGUAAACUAAGCAAUCAUAUACAUGGGUUGCUCCUCCUCCAAACGAGUCGACGCCGCCGUCGUCGACGUCUACCGUCCGUCUCCGACGAGCUUCGCCGUCUUCGAUAUCAACUCCAUCCACGAGCCUUGGAUCGUUGUCGACUCCACCACCAAUCACGAGAAGCCCACCCACGUUCCUGCCCAGAUACUCGAGAAGCUCGGCUCGUUGGAAGCCGCCGAAGAACCAGCGCCGCCUCAGUCGUGGGAAGAGGUCAGCAAAGCCUUGGAAGACCUCAAGCCAACUCUUCAGCCCAAACCAAUAACCCCAACCCCAGCUCCAGCUCCGGAGAAGCCUAACCCAGUUCAGCUAACGUCGUCGGCGAAGAACAGCCCUGUUCUCAAGAAGCCGAACCUCCCUAACAGUAAGUCCUUUCGCACACUAGAGGAGCUCGACGCCAAGCUCUCCCCCAAACCAACGGCAUCGUUGAGGAAAACUGAGUCAAAUAACCGGUUUGAGUCAAGAACUACUGAACUCGGUCCAAUUCCCAGUACCGUAGCCGGCGCCGGCGGAGUACCAGUCAAGCCGGUGGUGAAGGAGAACCCGUUUAUACUGAGAGACAGGUUGGAGAAAGAGAAAGAAGGGAAGCAAGCCCUCAUCGAGAAAAUAUUAGCGAGCAAGCGAGACCCGCUGAGCGAGUUCCCGGAGAAGUGUCCGCCGGGCGGAGCAGACUCGGUGGUGAUAUAUACGACGUCGUUGCAAGGGGUUCGGAGGACGUACGAGGACUGUAACAGAGUGAGGGCAAUAUUGGAAUUGCACAGGGUGGCGUACGACGAGCGUGACGUGGCGUUGCACGGCGGUUUCUUGGGUGAGCUGAAGGAGUUGUUGGCCGGCGAAGCGGAGAUCGGAGUGCCCAGAGUUUUCGUCAAGGGAAGGUACGUGGGCGGAGCCCGAGAGAUUGAGGAGCUGAACGAUUCGGGUCGGUUGGGUCGGAUCAUAACCCGAACCGGAAUAGAGAGAGGAAUCGGGCGAAUCGGGUGCUCCGGAUGCGGUGGGGCCCGAUUCGUGCCGUGUUUGGACUGUGGGGGGAGUUGUAAGGUGGUGGCGGAUGUAGGGGAUAAGGUGAGGUGCCCCAAGUGUAAUGAGAAUGGUUUGGUGCAUUGUCCCAUUUGUCUUUGAGCUUAGUUUUUUUUAUUUUUUUUUUAUAAAUUAAAUAGAAAGUAGUAAAAAUGGUAUAAUAGAGAGGGUUUUGAAUUUUGAUGUUGUGUGUUUGUGGUGGUUUUUUUUUUUUUUUUGGGUUUUGAAUAGAAACCAAAUGUGGUUCUUGUGGAGAUUGAUUGUAAAAAAUAUAGUGUGAAUUAUAAACACUUCGAAAAAAAAAAACUACAUACAAGUUAUAGUUUGUAGUUUUGUUGUACGUAAAUAAAAUGAAAUAAAAUAAGAAAAUCGAGCUUA